This is a messenger RNA of Seminavis robusta, 4389 nucleotides long. The record is from the annotation of a GenBank genome assembly. Lineage: Eukaryota; Bacillariophyta; Bacillariophyceae; Naviculales; Naviculaceae.
AUGAAAUUAAGCGUUUAUUCAAUUGUGUUGCUCUUCCUUUGCAUUUGGCUCUCCUUUUUGUCUGCGUCUGCGGCGGAAGAGACUGCUAGUUCUGGCAGUAGUACGGAGAACUCGAGUGGCAGUCUCCGGAUUCCCGCCGCAGGUGGGUUUCUGCGGGGAGACAAGAAUGGCGAAAGCCAUAGGAUUGAUGUCACUGAGGUCAAUGACAAUAUCAGUGAACUCUCGUUGCAAGAGCGAGCAGUCGCCCUAAGCAAUCUUCUUCAAGAUUUUGACAACAACGCCGCGCUGCUCAAGGACAUCAAGCAUCAAGUUGAGUCGCCUGACAAUGAGUUGAAGCAAAUCGGACACCCAGACGUAAGUACCGCGGUUGAUCAAGUCCAAGCGGCUCGAAAGCCACUUCUGGAUGCUGUGGAGCAAAUCCGUCGUGUUCUGCUCGUCAAACCAAAGGAGGACAAUAAACAAGACUAUUCCGGCAGCUGCGGCAGUCCCAAUCAACGCAAGGAGAACCGCAGCCAUUUCGCCCAGUAUACCUCCACGUAUAACUCGUUCCGCUCCGAGUCGUUCGCGCAAGACACUGGGACGCACCUGCAUUCCCAUGUGCGCAGCAUUCACGAUGCAUUGGCAAACGGAGACCACGGAUUUAUGAAGAAAACAUUCAACUCACUCUUGCACAGACACAAGAGACAUCUCAAGGAGAAACGUCGUCCUCGGAGGCUCACCAAGAAUCAACAGUGCAAGCUUCUCAAGGAGUGCGCUGGUCGUCUUUCGCUCUACGAUCUCUACGUCUAUUCACACUCGGAUGAUAUCGAUCCCAUCACGGGAGAUGUCGACGACAAUGUCGUCAGCUUCGUCGAACCAAACUGGAAAAUCAAAUACGAAAAAAUUCAAGACCUAGUCCAGGAGCUGCGGCCAAUAUCUGCAAGUGAGAGGCGGACGGCAGAAACAACCUGUGACACUUCAGAAGAGAGAACCUGCGGAGAUGGCACUGUAGUCACCCGGGUGCCUCCCAGCUGUGACUUUGCGGAUUGUCCGGCUGAAACAGCUCCGGACGAUACGGAUGCACCUCCUCUGACCGAGUCGGAAGCAGAGUCGGAAGCAGAGUCGGACACCAACCCUGAAAUUGAAUCGGAUACCGCUCCCGAAGCUGAUCCGGAGACGGCAGAUGCAGUGCUAGAUGACACAGAUGCAUCUCCAACCGUAUCGCAAGCUGAUCCGGAAGCUGAUCCUGGAACCACUCCCGAAGUUGAAGCUGGUCCAACCCAGCCUGAAGCUGAGUCUGAAACCGCGCCGGAAGCUGAGUCUGAAACCACACCGGAAGCUGAGCCGAACGUCGGGGCAGAAGACGAUCCAAAACCCCAACCCGAAGCUGAGUCUGACUUUGAGCCAGAAACAAUUCCGGAGGCGGAGCCAGAAGCCGAGGUGGAAACAGAACCUGAAGCCGACCCGGCUGAGCCUGGAGCUGAGCCUGACGUAAUUCAAGAUCCCCCUCCUCCUCCAGCGGAGCCUGACGCUGAGUCUGACGCCGGCGAAAGUGAUACCGCUAGUGAGUCAUUGGACAACCCACCAGAAGAGCCCCCGGAAGAUGCUUAUGAGUAUGCAACCUGUGAUGAGUUGCUAGGGCACUUUCAUCGCGUUGUUGAACACAACGAUGUGCCGGAGUUGCAACCGGCCACCGUGUCGCAAGUCUGCCUCGCUGAAGGUACUACUGCCUAUGUCAAGCUGUCCGCGGCAGCCUCCUCUGCUGCCAAUUUGAAGCACAUUGCCUCCGUCAAGACAGCAUUCGAGGAAUCCUAUCGUGGAGGCAAGGUUCUGGGGGCGGAAUGGGAAAGGGUACAAUUCGAAUAUCCCAAAAGUUGGUAUACCGGCACGGGCGAAGUUUACGAAUGGCGACAGCUCAAGGCAAGGGACAUAUCCGUUGGAGCCGACAACACAGUGGUGGCUGUGGAUGAAAGUGGCUUUCCCUACAAGUACCAGGGAACAAAGCACUGGAGUCGGUUAGGCAAUGUGGGGUUCUUGCAUCAAGUCGAGGUGGUCAAUUCGAACACAAUCUUUGGGAGAGACAGCUCAGGGCUUGUGCACAAAUAUGAUUGGAGAGCUUACAAAUGGAAUAGACUGUCGGUGCUCUGGACUGACGGGAUAGGCGUUCAAUGGAUCACGGCUUGCUCGAGUGAAGAGCUCUACGCGGUGAAAAACGGAGAAGUCGUGAAAUACAACAAGGAUUCCAGGAAAUUCGAGCGUCCCGGAGGCAAAAAGUUCUCGAACGCCCGAGAGAUCUCCAUUUCAGCGGAUUGCAAGGUCCUUUGGAUGAUUGACACGAACAAGAUACCGCGGACGAUCCUCCCCAAGCAGGGCUACAAAUUUGCCACUCCAAGGGAACAAACGAGGCUUUCGCAUAUUUCUGGUGGAUCAACAUCCAAAUUGGCCUGGGGAGUGAAUGGCGAUGGACAAGUUUACAGUACCCUCGACCAAGGGAAGAACUGGCCUCGGGACGAAGAUCUCAACACUCCUGGAACUUCUGUAUUUCUCUCCCGGAUUGCGGCUGGCACGCCUCUUGAAACCUGGGGACGGCACGGCUCUAAUGUCGUUCGACGCCGGAGGGCCCAUGACAACUAUGUGCAGGAAAUUCGGGAUCGAUUAAGUAUUCUGAUCGAAGCUUUCCUACUCGAGGUGAUUGACUGUGCGGAGGAUCUACACAAUCACGCAAAGUGGACCCGCACAGACUUCGACGAAGAGUUCGUGUUUGGCUUGGGAGGUCAGACGCCCAAGGGGAAGGUUGCAGACAUUCGUGUGCCCAUAGCAGUUGACGCUUCCAACCGAAACAAGUACGGAUUGAUCAAGAACCUUGAUUCGCCAGCCUUCGAGUUUGAAACAUUCAACGACGUGAUGAAUAAAUUUGAGGCGUGCGCGGACAAGCAAAUGCCUGAGCUGAAUCGUCUUGUCGUUCUGGCAUUGACCAAUACCAAUCGCGAAACUGCGGAAAACUUGUUCGUAGAGGCUUUUCAGGGGUAUGCUGACGACCUUACUGAGGAGUGUAUAUCAAACUCUUUUUCUUUGUUUGAUGAUGCUUUGAGUUUGGUGUUUGGAGGCAAACCAAGUCCCGGCUUUAUAUGUGGGAUCAGAGAAGCUGUUGUUGAUCAGAACAAGCCCUUUCCAGGGAAGUGCUGCCUUGAUGCACCUUUCCAGUUGGAGAGCGACGAUUGGGGCCACCCGUACGAUUGUGCGGUUGAGUGCCAUCAAUUUGGGCCACUCUUUUCGGGAAUGAGUGUUGAGGCCUGUGAAGCCCACGGGGGAACUUUUUGCCCCGAACCAACCGAUUGCACAGAAUUGAGGGAGUGUCUUUCAAAGGAAGUCGCUUGGGCCAAGGACAACGAUAUGUUUGCAUAUGAAAAAUACUUGAAUGAUGCUCCGAACAACUUCACUGACACCACGAGCGCGAAGGAGUGUGGCCUCCUCCGUGCUUAUUUUGGGUUUGAUGAGACCUUUAUCAACGACAAACAAGUCUGUCGUGAUGUCGAGCAACUGAAGCAUACCCGUGAUUUUGCGUUCUUGGAUGAGUACUUCAGUCAAGGAAGCAGCGAGGAACUCGGUGGCGGUGGCGGCGAAGAGUGCAAUUGUGAAGUCCCGAGUAAGCCAGAACUGGUCUUCACCGCACCCGAUCGGACUUGGUCGAGCUCGAAACCUGUCGUGAACGGUCAGACGUGGAAGGCGACGAACUUCGCGUUGAAGAAUUCAAAAGAGGCUUUGACCUUUGCAAAGGGCUCCACUGACGCCUUCAAAUGUCCCGAAGGCCCAUUUUAUAUUCAAAACAUCUGCAUGGCUAUCCAGAACGUUAGUUCGGCUUUGCUUGGUGCCAUUCUCCUGGUUCUCGAAAAGGUUGUGGCUAUCUCCGAGCACACUUAUGAAGAAAUGGCCACCAUCAAUGCAGUUUCAGAGAUCAAGAUUUCUGAAAACUUGGCUGCCCUCGUGAUGAACAUGGGCGAGCUUGCUGAGUAUUUCAACUCCGGGGGUCGAAUGCGACGCAACCUGCUUGCAGCUGGCGAUGGCGACACCUCUAUUCCCGCGGAAGUCAAAGUCGACCUUCAAGUCGAAAUUGUGAGCAGUGAAAAUCCCAGGGCGUUUCUAAGCAUCGCAACGUUGCAAGGUUCAGAGCAGACUCCGGACUCUUUUGAGUUGUGGGUUUUCGACAUGACGGAAGAGGACUAUGUGCCUGUGUCUGCCUUUAGCACGACGCAGAUUCAGCCCGGGAGUACCCUCAUUAAGAUUCCGGAGGAGGUUGUUGGGCAGGUUUUCACUCUCAAAGUGGGCAUCGUUAACCAGGACUUUCCCACCAACGGUCUCGCAAAUGCCACUACGCUGAUCUCUUUCAGGAGUCAAAGCAAGGGCGCCUGA